Cydia fagiglandana is the source of this 1088-nucleotide messenger RNA. RefSeq names its product aldo-keto reductase AKR2E4-like. NCBI's taxonomy places the organism in Eukaryota, Metazoa, Arthropoda, Insecta, Lepidoptera, Tortricidae. The transcript is spliced from 8 exons. Gene Ontology annotation, molecular function: aldose reductase (NADPH) activity. Gene Ontology annotation, cellular component: cytosol. The coding region runs from base 42 to 1043 and encodes 333 amino acids. The record is from RefSeq and is a predicted model, not a curated record.
CAGUUUAUGGUCGUCUGCCCGCGCAAGCGCACGGCAUCCACAUGAAGCUUCUGACGGUCUUUGUGUUGUUUGCGCCGAUGGCGCUAGCGUUGCACAGCGGCGGUUUGGCUCCGUGGCGCCCUCUCAACGACAACAACAGUGUCCCGAGCUUAGGGCUUGGAACAUGGCUUGGCUUCUCCGAUAAGGGGCGCGUGGAGCCUAAAGGGCACGAGGUGGAAGACGCGGUGGUGUGGGCGAUCGACGCUGGAUACCGACACAUCGACACGGCGCACAUUUACGACACGGAGACCCAGGUUGGCAGAGCCAUCAAGAAGAAGAUAGAUGACGGGACGGUGAAGAGGGAAGAUCUGUUCGUCACUACUAAGCUAUGGAACGACGCGCAUGCGCGCGAGGCGGUGGAGCCGGCGCUGCGUCGCUCUCUACAGAAACUCGGUCUGGACUACGUCGAUCUAUACCUCAUACACUGGCCUGUCGGCACGUAUGCUAACAACUCCUUGGACAACUCGGACUACCUGGACACGUGGCAGGCCAUGGUGGCGGUCAAGGACAAGGGACUGACCAAGUCUAUUGGCGUCUCCAACUUCAACCAACAACAACUCGAGAGACUCAUUAAAGCGAGCAAUGUGAAGCCAGCGAUGCUGCAAGUCGAGCUGAACCUGAACCUUCAGCAGCCGGCCCUCCUCGCGUACUGCCGCGCCCAGGGCAUCCAAGUGACCGGCUACACGCCCUUCGGGUCCCUCUUCCCGAACAAGGCCACACCCGACGCGCCCCCGCCGCGAGUCGACGACGCGCCGCUCGUCGCUAUAGCGGGGAAAUAUAACAAGACUGUCCCGCAGAUCGCGCUCAGAUACUUGUGGGAGCUCGGCGUGACGCCCAUCCCGAAGUCGGUGACCCGGUCCCGGGUGGAGCAGAACAUUCAGAUCUUCGACUUCGAGCUCAGCGCAGAAGAGAGGCAGAAGAUGGCGUCCUUCGACAGAGGAUACCGCACCAUCGACGUCAAGUGGUGGAGGGACUCACCGCAUUACCCUUUUGAGAAGAACUAAAGGGUUUUCUGUAUUUUCUUUUUAUUAAACACUUUAAUCAAGUUA